Molecule: messenger RNA, 1236 nt
Organism: Saitoella complicata NRRL Y-17804
Lineage: Eukaryota; Fungi; Ascomycota; Saitoellomycetes; Saitoellales; Saitoellaceae
Exons: 3
Coding region: 1-1236 (411 amino acids)
Molecular function (GO): zinc ion binding
Source: RefSeq, a predicted model, not a curated record
AUGUCUGCAGCACAAUUUCAACCUCAUGCUCCCCGUGUACAGCAGUGUAUCGAUGCUACAGCAGCACCGGCGACCGCUCCUCCUCCAACUUACCGCGAGGCCGCAGCGGCCGGAACUCCCAAUGUUAUCAACCUUGCGCGGCCUGAACCCCCACGCCGAUGCUGGAUCUGUCUGGUGGAUGAGACGGAGGGCGCACCGGACGGUGCACCUUCAACACUUGUCUGGAAGAAGCCUUGUACUUGUUCGCUUGUAGCGCAUGAGCACUGCCUCUUGAACUGGAUCUCCAUCCAGGAAUCCGAUGCCCGUUCUGAUAAAGCAACCUGCCCACAAUGUCGCCAACCAAUCCACACACGAGACGCCUCCCCCUCCCCCCUCCUCCGCGUCCUCGAAACGAUCGAUCACGAAUUCAAACGCGUGAUGCCCAUCCUCGUAGGCUACGGCAUGGGAACAACGAUCCAUAUCGCCGCAUGUUCGUACGCUUUUACUACGUUGGAGAAGGUGUGCGGUGAGAAUGUCCUUCGCAUGGUCGUCAAGCACUUCGACAACCCCCUCGACCGCCGAUGGUGGCACUACAGCGUUGGCUUCCCCUUAGUCCCCCUCUACCUUCUCGCCAUCGAAUCCCGCUCUACAACCCUCCCCUUCCUCCUCGAACUCCUCGCACACACCAUCCUGCCCCUCCCUUCCCUCACCUUCGAACGCCUCCACGCCCAUCCAAGUACAUGGCCGGCUUCAAGUCUUGUUACGAUGGCGGGUUUCGCUAAGACAAAUGUUUGGGAUAAGAUCUAUGUGCAGAAAUUGGUGCCGGUAAAGGAGAGGUGGGAGAGGGAGGCAAGGGGGGCGGGGGAGGAGGACGAGGGUGCGCAGGGUGGCGAGCAGAGGUGGGAGUGGGAUUUGGGACGGUUUGGAGUCGACAUACAGUUCGGACAGGAACCCGUGGAAGAAGUUCCCGCUGUCAACCCUCCAGCCGAGAUCGCUGCCCAGCCCCCACGGCGCCGCGCAGUCAAAAUCACCUCCCCCAUCCGCACCCUCAUCCUUGCCCUCCUCCUCCCCUCCAUCUCUUCCUCCCUCGGUACCAUUCUACAGAGGAUUGGGAUGUUGAAGGGAGGAAGUAAGGUUUGGAGAAGCGUGGUUGGUGCGAUGUGUUGGUAUGUUGCGCGGGAUUUGGCGAGUGUUGGGUAUGCUUAUCUUAAGGUGCGGAGGAGGAGGGGGAGGGGGGUUGUAGGUGUUGACCAAUGA